CUGAUUAUUGAUCAACUUCCCCCCAUGAGUUAUAUGUAUUAUCUGUAAAAUGUACUUUUGUUUCGUUUCAUCUUUAUCAUAACAUGGUUAUCAUGCAGUACGAAGAGUAUGGAGAAGAAUUUAUUGAUAUGCUGGAUGGGAUGUUCUCCUUUGUGCUUCUUGACACAAGAGAUAAAAGCUUCAUUGCUGCUCGUGAUGCUAUAGGCAUUACCCCUCUUUACUUGGGAUGGGGGCUUGAUGGAUCGACAUGGUUUGCGUCUGAAAUGAAAGCUAUAAGUGAUGAUUGUGAGAGAUUCAUAUCUUUUCCGCCAGGGCAUAUAUAUUCCAGCAAACAGGGAGGAUUAAGAAGAUGGUACAAUCCACCAUGGUUCACAGAGCAAAUUCCAUCAACACCCUAUGAUCCUCAGAUCCUACGUCAAGCCUUUGAAAAGCUGCACAACAGUGGGGAUCGCAGUUGCAUACUUUCUAUAUUGGUUUAAAGGGCUCUCCAGAUUUGAAAUUUGCAAAAGAGGUAGCAGAUUAUCUUGGUACUCGACAUCAUGAACUUUAUUUCACAGUUCAGGAAGGUAUAGAUGCACUUGAAGAAGUCAUUUACCACAUU
This is a messenger RNA of Arachis ipaensis, 601 nucleotides long. The record is from RefSeq and is a predicted model, not a curated record. NCBI's taxonomy places the organism in Eukaryota, Viridiplantae, Streptophyta, Magnoliopsida, Fabales, Fabaceae.